Molecule: messenger RNA, 3874 nt
Organism: Scatophagus argus
Lineage: Eukaryota; Metazoa; Chordata; Actinopteri; Scatophagidae
Gene: garem2
Product: GRB2 associated, regulator of MAPK1-like
Exons: 7
Coding region: 27-2198 (723 amino acids)
Source: RefSeq, a predicted model, not a curated record
CUGCGGUACCGUGAUGACCCGGGAGGAUGGAGAAGUUGUCGGCGAGCCUGUCGGAGAUCACUUGGAGCCCGUUGGCGCUGCCGUUGGACGCGGUGGUCAGCAAGUUCCGUCUGCCCACUCUGGUCCGCUUGGCCCACGGUGAAUGUGUGGAAGGUCUGUCAGAGGAGGAUGUUGUGCUGUUACACUCCUGUCGGCAGUGGACCACAGUGACUGCCCACAGCUUGGAGGAGGGACACUACGUCAUUGGACCCAAGAUAGACAUUCCUCUGCAGUACCAGGGGAAGUUCAAGUUGUUGGAUGAAGACCGAGACGUCAGGGAUCCGGUCCAGUAUUUUUCCAGUGUGGAGGAAGUUGCUGGAGUCUUCCCUGACCGGGUCUUCGUCAUGGAGACGAUCACUUUUAGCGUCAAGGUGGUUUCAGGGGAGUUCAGUGAGGACAGUGAGCCCUACAGCUUCACCCUGCAGGCUGGAGAUGAGCUGUCACUCAUGGGGAAGGCGGAGCUUCUCUGUGCCACACCCUCUAAGGAAAAGACGGGACUGAGCGCGCUCCUUAGACGCCUGGGAAAGACUCCUAGAAGCAAAACUCCCUGCCUGGUCUGUAUGAACCAUCGCACCAAUCAGAGCGUCAGCCUGCCCUUCGGCUGCCGUGGACGCUUUUGCACACGCUCCCCUCUGGAGCAAGGCAUGCUGGGAGGGGAGCACACUGUGCGCAGCAUCAUCGAGAGGGUUCGCCUCCCUGUCAAUGUGUCUGUGCCUUCGCGACCACCGCGAAACCUCUACGACCGCCACGCGGUCCGAGAGGGCCACCGAUACAAGCUGCUCAACAUCGUCAGCAAGACGGUGGUGCUCUGCUUGGUGCUCCGCCGACAGGAAGUCUCCCCCUCCCACUUCCUGCUGUUACGAUGCAUGCCCCGGUUCAACGUGGCCGAGGCCUCUGUCCACACGGCGGCGUUGGAGAGCCUCCUACUGCGACAUGCUUUCGACCCAGAUGCCUACUCUCGUGCUGUUAGAGAAACCCGGCCAGAGCUGGAGUGUAUGACGGAGGAGUGCGUGAGCCCGCGGCGCUCUCGCAUGUGUGUGUCGGGUCAGGACUCCUUGGCACCAGCACUGCAGCGCCUCUCCAUGUGCGGGUAUGGGGGUGGGGUUUCGGACAGCCUAUCGCAGCGCUGCAGGGACUCUCUUGGGGAGCGGCUGGGUGAGGGACCAGGUGAGGAGCGGGAGUACGUGACUCCUGAGUGGACUGAGGCCGAAAUGAGGACCAGUGAGGAAAUCCCUUAUGAGGAACUCUGGACCAAUCAGAAUGCAGAGGGCUUAGGGAAGGAACCAAACCUCAUCUCCUUCCAUUCGUCUUCCUCAUUGGACGGUUCUCUUGGUACCGUGUUGACAAGGGUGUCUACCCCACCACCUGUACCUCCAAAAUCUGAUGCUGUGAGAGAGGAGUGUCGCUACUUGAUCGCUCCUCCGGUUCCCCCUCGCUGCUCUAAAGGAGGCUCCAUCUCCAGUCCGGCCCCCAGUCCUCCGGUCCCACCUCGCUUCCCCAAAACCUCCUCCUCCCCGAGACCCAACCUUUCCUUCUACUCCUCUGGACUUCAGGACAGCUGCUCGCCUUCUCCAAAUGCUUCCCUCUACUGUUACCCGUGUUCCUGGGCAGAUUGCCCGGCCCCUAACCCUGCCAGUCCUGAGCCAGUCUCUGCCAUCCCCGCAAACAGCACAGCCAAUCCUCAGCCAGCACAGGCCACCUGGGCAGAGCCGUGGGUAGACUCCUUCACCUGCUCCGGACCCCGUCUGAGGCCGCCACCUCCACAGAGUCGAUUUGCUCCCUUUGGGGCGCUGAACCCUUUCAACCGCCAGUCACCCUGUCCCUCGCCUGAGCCCGCUGCCAAUCCCCCAACAGAGUCCUCCAGGGGUGCCGAGGGCGGUGGGACGUCCACAGGGGUCACUGAAGGAAUGUCCUCGCCCCCUGACCCCACCUGGCGGCCUCCUGCUGACCUGUCUGUGCUGUCAUUGGAGGAAGUGUCGGCCUGCCUGCGUUUCAUCGGCCUAUCGGAGGCAGCGGUGGCCGUGUUUCAGAGGGAGCGAAUCGACGGCAGCCUCCUGGUGCAGCUGACUGAGGACAUCCUGUCACAUGACUUCCACCUGAGCCGACUCCAUGUCACCAAGAUCACACAGUUCAUACAGGGCUGGAGGCCCAAGAUCUAACACACACACACAUGCACACACACACACUGUCCUGAUAAUGUGCCUGUUGGCUGCUGAGCCCUCCUGAAUGUGCCUUCCACUGUGACCAACCGGCCGCUGAGCCUGAAUGACUCAAGCUGAGACUUUGCUAAAGGAAACCGCGUCACCUUGUGGUCAAACUAUAGAACUGACACUUGACUGACUGCAUAUUUCCUGUGUGAAUCCCAGACUGGGACUAGUUUACUAACAAAUGACUACGACAGAGAGCUACAUGAUGAAAGAGCCCUUUUUCAGUUUGUCUGUGAGGCAGAUAGCCAACCACAACACAUCUUCGUGCUUCGAGACAGCUAAAGUUGGUCCCACGGAAAAUCUGAUUUAAGAGGAAAACAUGCCUUCAUUUUACAUAAAAAAUAUUUUUGGCAAAUGAACAGAAUUUCUGCAGUUUUUACAUAUUGCAUACAGGACAGUAAAAGGUUAGUGCUAAAAUAAAGGGAUUUACAUCCUUAUAAGGUCGACCAGCAGGACAUGUAACAACACCACAGCCUUCUGCAUCUGUCUCUGUCUCUCUAGACUAGGCUGAAUAAAAAAAAGGAAAAUGCAGAAAGUCUGAAAGUCAUAAGCACCAUUUGAGUAAUUACUGAGUUUCAGGUACUGAUCAGUCAUCCACUGAACCAUCUCUGAACAUACAGUAUUCUGUAUGACAGUUUGUAUGGCAAUUUUGUGCUUUUUGUUAACAUUUCCUUUAAGGGAAACACAAGAUGUGCUUUGGUCUGUAGUGGGAUACACAGAUGUGUUGUCAUUUAUGAUCUUCCUCAGAAUAGAGUUCUCAAAAUGUACCUCAGAACACAUAAUCAGCAUGUGCUGGAUUAGCCAUGCGUAAUAAUAAGGGAAGUUAGCACUAAGUAAAAUGUUGACAAACAGCAGCUAUUUGUUCUCACUUCAUUACACACCACCAGACAGAAAACGCACACACUGUCACACUGAUGACUGCCUGAAAGUAACCCGUCCCGUAAAAACAAAACACACAGUAAACUCCACUGAAAAUUUAAGGAAAGGAGGCCCAUAAAGCAACUAUAUAUAUUUAUCUACAGUUAAAUAAACACCUCUAAACUAACCCUAACUAAGCAAUCCUGAAUUAUUUAAAUGGGAACAAAAUGUGGCUGAAAAUACAGAAAUUUAAAACCUGAGCAACAAAAUGACCUGAGUGAUUAAAAAUGUUGUACCAGACCGAAUCCAGACAUCAGCAGGUGGAGGGAUGGAAUGAGUUCUACACAUACAUCCAGCUUUAACAGGGAUACAAACCGUUUGUUCAGACAGGACCUUGUGACAGUGAAUGUUACAUAACCUGGGACUGUAGCCUCAGCUACAAACAAGGGUUAUUUUAAAGGGGCAAAAUCAUCCAAGUUAGCCAGAUAACUGUGAACAUUUAUGUUGUAGUAAAUGUCUGUGAUUCUUUUGCUGCCAUACAAGCUGCUGCUCUCUCGUCACGUCUGAAAUAAUCCUCGUUAAAUUCCGCAACAUUCCAAAAACUGGACAGGUUGCAGCUGGCUCAAAGGCCGCUGACUGAUGGCAUGUUUUCCCAAAAUGUUUCUCACGACAUCUCUUUCUCUGUGAUCCUGUAACUACAAGGCCACUGCAAGAAGAGUGAUGAAGAAAUAAAUAAGAGAAUAUGGAAUAAAUAGAAAUGUAAUGAAAAU